Molecule: messenger RNA, 2929 nt
Organism: Culex quinquefasciatus (southern house mosquito)
Lineage: Eukaryota; Metazoa; Arthropoda; Insecta; Diptera; Culicidae
Exons: 4
Coding region: 158-2818 (886 amino acids)
Source: RefSeq, a predicted model, not a curated record
CAGCGCGCUUUUCGAUUGUUUUGUUGUGUGUUCUGUUAACUGUUAAAUCGCAAGCAUCCCAAGGUACCGUUAUGGCGCAAGAGCCGCAGUUUCCAUUGACCUCGUGUCAUUGAUUGAUUUUUUCCCGGGAAAAUUCAGUUGCAAAUCGGUAGUCGCGAUGCGCAAGGAUCGUAUGUUUAAUCGCGAGUGCAAGCGGAUCGCUAUCGAAGAACCGAGCCUCGUGGCCGUAGAUUCCCCGGCGGAAUCCCGAACCCGGACAAAAUACAAAAGUUUUUCCAAGGUCAGCACCCGGUUUAGCUUCGCGUUGCAAGAGCUGAAGCAGGACGUUCAAAAAGCCGUCCCUCGCCACCGGGUCAUUUCCGGACAGGCCUUCUGGACCGAACUGAGGCUGUUUGACCAGCCCGACGCGCCAACCACCGACGCGCUGUGCGCAGCGAUCGAAUUCGAUCAGGACGAAGAUUUGGAUGACAGUGGUUGCGAGGACGAUUUCGAAGAUUUUGACGAUUCUAAAACGGAGAAAAGCCGCAAGUUCGGUUGGCGAGAACACGUGGAGCUUUACCUGGAGCGGGCAAGUCAAAUCACCGAGCACGACGACCCGACGACGAAUGUUGGCGAAACCAUGUCCGAAUGUUUCACCCAGAGGGCACCUGGCGACGCAAACGAGUCGGAAGUGACAACGUCGAUGCUCGAUUUCUCGUUGACUUCCACCAUGGAGUUGGAUUCGAUGGACGAUGUGGUGCACAAGUUGAUUGAGCAGAUUUCGGAUGAGAUGUUCUCGCAGCCGCCGCCGAUGGAAGAGCCGGCAAAGGACAUCGCUGCGGUUCCUACGGCCGUUGCUGGAAGUGUACCCUCAGAUGUGGGGUACUCGACGGCGUCAGGACAAGGCGAACCAGUUGGAAAGCUCGACUCUCAGCAGCCCAGCACACAGCUCCCAGCAUCCUCUUCGGUGGUUUCCGGUAAGAAAGCCACCAGAAGAAGGAAAUCUGAAGCGGCGCCUGCUGCUCCAUCCGCCGCCAUAGCCACUGCUAUCGUUGCAACACCCUUGAACGCCCGACCGAUCCCACGGACUCGUUCCGUGCUUAAGAAAAGGUCCGCGUACGCCACCGAACCGCCCUCGAUGGUCAAGAAAAGUGUGACCUUCUCGACUACGGUCGACAUGAGUCCGUACGAAGAACGCGACACGCGAAAGUUGGCCGACGACAGCAACAUCUUGGAAAACACGCUCCCCCGGCAGCAAUCAACGCCGAAGGUCAGCCCCCAGAAGGCGAGGGGGGCUAAGAGGAAAUGCGUAUACGAUUUCUACGAUGACCUCGAGGAGGAGACGGAGAAUGAGGAGCUUGCGAAGUCGGUUGAAGUCUCAACGCAGACUGAUCAGAGCACCAGUACUGCGGAGAUGAUCCGUACAAUAGUGGAAUACACGAUCAACAGCUUCAAAGAGGCAGAGGAGACCAAGUCUGAGGAGGACAGCAGCAGGGAGCAGGCCAUCAAAGAGAUACUCGAGCACACGAAGGCGAGCUUCAAGGUGGACGAAACCCUCAAGAAGAAGAAACGCAAACGGAGGAAACUCGAUCUGCUGAACGACUCGAUAAUCCAGCUGCACAGGAAGGUCGACCGGCUGGAGAAGCGCGAACGACGGCGCCAGCGGCGCCAACAGCCGACCUGCCGUCUCGUCGUCAAGAAGGUGGUCCCCGCCAAAGCCAAACCCUGCACCGAACGUUGCACCCAAACGGAAGCACCCGUCACGGCCGAGGCCUCCGUGGCGACCACGUUCGAACUUUCGAAGCCACCGCCGAAGAAGCGCGCCCCUCGGAAAAAGACGGCCAAGGUGAAGCAGCCCGACGAUCCGGAAGGUGGCGCACCGAACCCGAAGCGGGCUCGCCGCAAAGAUCAACAGACGAUAGAGGAGUGUUUGAACGGUGAAGGUGGAUCGACGGCGGCGGCGGCGGAUGAGAUUCGGGAACCGAAGAAGUUCACUGCCCGCAAGGUCGUACCGGAUGUCGUGCGGAUGGACGAUGGGCAGCUGGUGGCGCAGGACAGCGAGGACAACUUGAGCCGGGAGUUCGAGAUCGAAGAAAGUCUUCCUCCGCUGUCCCCUCCACCGUCCCGCACGCUGGUAGAUCCGCGGCUGAUCAAGGGCGCCCACCGCAAGCCGCCAAGUAUAAUCGACACAAAUCAAGACUCCCCAGCACUCAGCUCGAUGCCGCAAAGUCCAGCUUCGCAGUGCUCGUUCUCCAACAAUCGGGCGGCCUCCGACGACGAAAGCGAGUCUUUCACCAGGAACCUUAUUCGGUUGCGCAUCGGUCCCGUACCCGGUCACUCGAGCUCAAGCUCAAUACACGCCGCCAAGCAGAAGCCCCGCCGCCUCCAGCCGUACCCGAAGAGCCCGAAGCUUCGACCUCCUCCGACAGUGCCCAUGGCACGGCAGUACUCGUUUCAAACGCUUUACCUUGGUCCCGAACCGCCGUCGGCGCCGACCACCCUAUGGAAGGAUCCGCUCAUUUACCCGGUGGACGCGUGUAAGUACAUCGAGCAGCGCUUGCAGCCGGUUCUUUGCGAGGCAAGACUGCCCACGCUGCAGACAACGUACGGCAAUCCGUGCUGGUUUGUCUCGUUGAAGGCGGCGUUCAAACUGCUGUUAGAUUUUACCGGGGAUGUUGGGGAGAAACAGGGCACAGCGAACAUGGCGGUGCCACGUUACCCGCAGUUCUCGCAGGAGUUUUCGCCGAUUGCCGCUCCCGACGGUGCGAAUCACUUUGUCGACGACGAGGAUGAUGGUGAGCGGGGACAUGACAGCGGGUCGGACGUGCCGGAUGAUUAAAACGUCCAUUCGCCACAUAUUAUUCAUUGCUGUGCAAUUUUUAUAUAUUUUCUAUCACUUCAUGGAAUAAAAUGAAACUCGGGCAUCGAAAGUUACUGCAAACGGGUUCAA